AAACGUUUUAUUUCCAUUUGCCAUGGCUAUUUUAUGUCUGAUCUAUAAUUUUAAUUUGUUUUGAUCAGGAGAAAUUUAGAUUUUAGAUUUUAUUUCAUAAAUCAUUUAAUGUAAUUCUUUAGUUUUUAAUUAUUUAAGCCAACAUUUUAGACAAUGUUAUUUUUCAUCCAGCCAGGCUUCUUUUGAAUUUCUUAAAACUCUUUAUUUUUUAAACAGAAAAAAAAUCUUACAUUCUAUUUCGAUUUUUUUUUUAACAAAACCAGCUGAAACUGCCUUGCAAUUAUUUUUGCUGACUCUUAAAUAGCACUUUAUAGCGAUUUUUAUUGUGUGUAACAAUGUUUCUACAAUGUAUAAAUGAAAAACAAAGAUGUUUUUGCUAAUAAAUUCUUUUCAUUAGUAAUGUUUGAGUAUUCUUCAUAUAAAUUUGAUUCAAUUUAUUGUUAUUGUUUUUCUUAUUCUUAAAUCUUAUAAAAAAUUAUUCUUUUUUAUUUUCAUUUCAUCUUGUUUACAAUUUCUUUUAAAUACAAAACACUUCUUUUCUUCUGCACUUUAAAUAAAGAAAAAUUAUUGGGUCAAGAGUCGAUGUGAAUUUUUAUAAAAAAAAAGUCUUGCUACAAAGUUCUUGUAGAUGAAGAAGAUAAAUGCACAGCUGAUAUGUCUUUCAAAGUUUUUAUAACUUUUCUGUUAUUGUCACAGUCAAAAUUAGUUAACACAGAUCUGGAAAAGUGCAAUCGAAUCGAAAAAAUUGUUGACUUGAAUGCAGAUUUUAUCUUAACAGCGUUAGUACCUGUGUUAAGCUCAGCACCUUCAAGGUUUCGAAGUAUCGGAUUGUUGUUUUCAGAGGCAAUACAAUACUCAAUUGCUAAAGUUAAUAGUGAUAUCCUAGGAGAAGGUAUUAAGCUUGGAUAUGAAAUAUAUGAUACUUGUGGUGAGGAAAAAUUACCAAUAACAACUGAGAUUAUAACAAAUGUCACACUUUCAUACAGAGGUGGAAAGAUAACAGAAAAGUUGUAUGGUAAUAUUUCAUGUGUUUGUGGAGUUGUUCAUCAGUCUCGCUACCAUCUUGGGAUUUUAGGAGCUUAUGCAUCUUCAAACUCUUUACAUGUGAGCAAAUUAUUGUUAAACGAGCCUCUACCAGUGCUAAGUUAUAUAUCCACUAGUACCGAACUCAGUAAAACAGAGUUUUAUCCAAAUUUUUUCAGGACAAUACCACCUGAUAAUAUUUUUGUAAAGGCAUUAGUGGAUAUUAUCAUUCAUUAUGAUUGGUCAUUUGUGUCACUGUUUUCAUCCGAUAAUACAUUUGGUUUUAAUGGGAGAUUGGCACUAGUAGAACAAUUAGAAUUACAUAAGAUAUGUAUCAACCUAGACGAGUUAUUUAGUGUUCCUUAUGAUGAGACUCAGUUAAGAAAUAUGGUGAUAAAAUUAAAAAAGAGCAAUAAUUUUCUUAUACAACCUUUAGUUAUUAUAUUUUCAGUUGAAGAAGCCAGUCAAAUAAUUUUAAAUAUUGCAGCUGAAAUCGGGUUGUACGACGUAACUUGGAUUUUAGUAGAUGCUACUGGACUAAGUCAGUGGUAUUCAACAAUAAGCCCCAGGGUUAUUUCAAAAUUGUUUACGAUUGCUCACUACAGUGGAGAAUUUUUAGAAUUUAAACAACAUUUCUUUCAAUUGUCGUUAACAAAUAACAAUAACAAUCAUUGGGUUACAGAAUUCUUAAACAUAAAUAAUGGAAGUCAAAUGAGUGAGUUUAAAAGUAUGUUUACUACCAGUAUGCAGUAUGUUUCUUUUAUCAGAAACGGGGUGUACGCAUAUGCCGUCUCAUUAAAACAGUAUUCCUUAGAGAAUGAUAUAUGCAUACCCAAAUUUAAAAAACCCUGCAAACCUUCAUCAAUGUUUAAUAAAACCUUAUUCUUAGAGAAGUAUUUUCGAACUGUAAGUUUCCAAGGGUUGGAUAAGGAGACAUUCAAGUUUAACAAAAUUGGUGAUGUAGAUUCUGCUAAUUUGUUGGUUUACAAAGUCCACAACAAGAAUAAUCAGUUGCAAUUAGAUAAAAUAGGAGUUUGGAACAGUAAAUCAGGACUUAAUGUAAGUAAUGACUGGACCUUCAAACAUCGAAAUAUUUCAUCUUGUUCUAAAGAUUGUCUACCUGGUUAUUACCCUACUGCAAGUGUUGGGAAGCAGUGUUGUUGGAUUUGUGUUCAGUGUGAAGUUGGGUAUGUAAAACAUCAACCUGGAAAUCAUUUAUGUCACAAAUGUCCUGAUUUUUACACAAAUGAAAACCACACCCAUUGUGUUUAUUUCCGCUUAAUUAACAUUUUAGAUUACCCAUUUCAUAUAACUUUGAUCUAUGUUUUAACUUCAGUUGGUUUUACAUUGUCACUUAUCGUAAUCUAUUCGCUGUGUAGAUUUCAGAAAACUCCUGUUGUCAAGAGUUCGAAUUUUAAACUUUCACUGGUCCAGGUUACAACACAAAUGAGUUUGUUUGUGGUGUCGCUUUUGUUUACAAUGGAGCUUACACUUGGUGUUUGCAUGGCCAGAAUUAUCCUCAUUGGUGCACACAUAGUUCUUAUAAUAACAAUCAUGUUAGUAAAAUCAGAACAACUUUUGCGUGUUUUUAAGUCAAAAGUGAAAAUAACAGAACAUCAGAUCUACCGUUUUCAGGCUGCAGGUGUUGCUGUUGUAAUGUCAACAGGAAUAAUAGAGCAUGUGGAAUACAAGCUUUUCGAUCGAGAAGGCUACCACGAAUGUAUAAUGAAGCACGUUUUAUAUUAUCUGCAAUGAUUUCUAUGGUGUGUUUUGUUGGUUUGUUACCAUUACUGCGACUUAAUGCUGAGACUGAAUUUGUCAGGAGCUUUAUGGUAUUUGUAGUUGUUUUUGGAGCAAACCUUGCUGUUUUAUUAAUCAUGUAUGGGUACAAACUCCGGG
Messenger RNA from Hydractinia symbiolongicarpus, 2922 nucleotides. Its product is annotated as metabotropic glutamate receptor 8-like. Gene Ontology annotation, molecular function: adenylate cyclase inhibiting G protein-coupled glutamate receptor activity. Gene Ontology annotation, biological process: G protein-coupled glutamate receptor signaling pathway; regulation of synaptic transmission, glutamatergic. NCBI's taxonomy places the organism in Eukaryota, Metazoa, Cnidaria, Hydrozoa, Anthoathecata, Hydractiniidae. Bases 655 to 2778 code for a protein of 707 amino acids. The transcript is spliced from 2 exons. Gene Ontology annotation, cellular component: membrane. The record is from RefSeq and is a predicted model, not a curated record.